Capsicum annuum is the source of this 1155-nucleotide messenger RNA. RefSeq names its product mitogen-activated protein kinase-binding protein 1-like. Lineage: Eukaryota; Viridiplantae; Streptophyta; Magnoliopsida; Solanales; Solanaceae. Gene Ontology annotation, cellular component: mitotic spindle. The coding region runs from base 1 to 1155 and encodes 384 amino acids. Gene Ontology annotation, molecular function: protein binding. The record is from RefSeq and is a predicted model, not a curated record. Gene Ontology annotation, biological process: regulation of mitotic cell cycle; mitotic spindle organization. The transcript is spliced from 6 exons.
AUGCUUCAGUCAGGACCUCACCCUGCCGUAGUGAUAUGGGAAGCAACAAGUUUGGCUCUGAAAUACGAAUUGAAGAGUCAUCAACACGGCUUAGCAUGCAUUGCCUUUUCACCUGAUGGCAAACACCUUACUUCUGUUGGAUAUCCUCAUGAUGGAUAUAUUUGCCUCUGGGAUUUUCAAAGUCAGUCUUUAAUUACAAAAUGCAAGGGGUGCACACCAAGUUCUGCUGUUGCAUCUGUUAGCUUCUCAGCAGAUGGAAGAUUCUUUAUCACUGCAGGAAAGAAGCACCUGAAGUUCUGGAAAUUGGGAUUAUCUACCAGAUCUCGUAUGAUAGCUAGAACAGCAUCAGGAGCAACUGGAAAGCAAGCUAAUCUUGGUCAUCAUAAAGGAUGCUUGUUCAUAGCUGUUGCAUCUCUUAUGUGGAGUGAGAAUAGACUCCUAGAUCACAUUCAAACUGGUGAAGCUUUGCAUGUUUAUGCGCUGACAGAUGAAGGGGUUUUGUGCCUUCUAAACUCGGAGAUGGCUAUUGCAAAUUCUGUUGAAUUACAGGUUGAGAAAGGCUUCGGACUAUCUGUAUCCAGAAAGUUGGUUGCUUGCGCAUGCAAUAAUGGACAAGUUAAACUUUUUUCUUCAAACUCUCUUUCAUAUUCUGGAAGCUUAUACUAUCCGGAAAGCAGAUGCAGUAAAGGAAGUGUUGCAGAUCUCCAUGUAAUGAUUGGUAAAAAUGGAAACGAGCAGUUGCAGAGUCUACCUAAUGCAAUUGCUUGUCAAUUUUCAACAUUGCAAAAACUUGUUGUGAUAUAUGAUGAUCGGAGCCUUUUCAUAUGGGACGUUCAGGAUGUUGACAAGGCCAGCAGGUGCGCUGUGCUAGUUUCACAUAGUGCUUGCAUAUGGGACAUCAAAAAUUUUUCAUGUGAACACAUGCAUGACCCCUCCAAAGCAUGUGUUGCUAAAGGAUGUUCUGGUGGAGUUUCUUUUGCGACAUGCUCAGCUGAUGGCAGCAUCAGGUUGUGGGAUCUUGAACAAUCUAGUAGCUUGUCUCUUCCAACAGAAGACAAAUCUAUGAGUACCCUUUCAGCCGGCCCAACACAUUUAGGUGUGCCAUCCUUCCUCAAGAUACCAGAAAGUGCUCUUUUUAUACUUGAUCUUUGCUAA